Messenger RNA from Centruroides sculpturatus (bark scorpion), 1056 nucleotides. Its product is annotated as centrosomal protein of 44 kDa-like. The record is from RefSeq and is a predicted model, not a curated record. Bases 114 to 908 code for a protein of 264 amino acids. Gene Ontology annotation, cellular component: spindle pole; centrosome. Lineage: Eukaryota; Metazoa; Arthropoda; Arachnida; Scorpiones; Buthidae. The transcript is spliced from 6 exons.
AUUACAUAGGUGGCAGUAAUACACUACGUAAUCUUACGUCACACAAAGAAAUAGAAAGUUUCCAGUUUUUGAAAUUUUUAGCGGGUGAAUUUCUUGUUAUCGACAUUUUAAAAAUGGCUACCGGAGAUCUGAAGAAUAAUCUUAAAAAACUUAAUUUAGAAUUAAAGAAAAUUCGUCUACCUCAACAUUUAUUUGACUUUGAAGGUUUUGCAUCUGGAGAUUCAGACAGCUAUCUGCCAGUUUAUGAUUAUCUCUUCGACUGGUUUAGUCCGCCUGUCAUGCACAUGAUAAAUGACAAAGGAUAUAAGUUACCAUCCUAUCAGCAAGAUAAAGGCAAAUUCAUGGAAAAUUUCUACCUUAUUUUACGUGAAAUUUUCAAUUGGAAACCAGUUCUAUCAAUUACACAGUUUUUUUCAAAUGGAUUCAUAGAGCAUAAGGUUAUGAUGUGUUCUGAAACAGUUAGAAGAGUGAGAGAGAAACAUGCAGAAUUGGAAGCAAAAACACCAGAAAGGAAGUUAGUUACUCAUAGUGGAAUAAGAAUGAUCUUCAAAAAUGCUAAUAAUAAUACUUCAAAAGAAGGAUUAAUAAUUAAAAAAGAAAUUACAAGUUUUCCUUCUGACAUGGUUGAUACCAGUUCCAGUUCUGAAGAUAUUUUAAUACAAGAUUAUGAACAUAAUCAGCUUUCAGAAAAAAUGAGCCAGAUUUAUCACAAACUUUUCGAUACUUGCGAAGAAGUCAGAGAAAUGAAACACAAGUUCACCAGUGUAGAAAAUCAACUUCACGAACUGCAACAAAAGAUUAACUGCCUAUCUUUGAAACUCGAACAAUCGCAGAGGAAUUCCAUUCAAAACUGCAACAGUCGAAACAGUCCCCCGGGAAGGAAUAGCCCCAGUUUUAGAGGAAACUGAAAUUGAAUUUGCGGCUUAAUAAUUUAUACAAAAAGAACUUAAAUAAAAAUUGCACACAUUUUGUAAAACAACAAUUUUUUUAAAAAAAAUUUAUGCUAGUUUGCAUGUAACAAAUUGACAUUAAGAAAUUUUGCACAUUUAUUUCCAU